UCAUCGAUUUCUUUCCAGAUUCCACGGUUUUUUCAGCUCAGUCUCUUCGCGUGGAGCGGAGGAGAGUUUUGCUGGGCGCUGGGACGCUGCUGGCGUCUGGAGUGCUGCAAAUCUCGAGCCCGGCAUUCGCAGACGUGAAGAUUGCGUUGAGGAAUGUGGAGGCGACUCGAAUUCCGUGCCCUGGUAAGAUUGUCUUCUCAGUGCUGCUUGGCAUUCAUGGAUCCAGCGAAGCUUUCGUUCUCUUGGAGCUCUUCUUUUUCUUUCUCCUCGUUGUUUGUAAGCUGUCGGUUCUCUCUUUCACGUAAAAUCAAUGACGCUUGCCUCCCUAGGAGCUUGUGCAAUUUUUCAGAGGGACAGACAACAGUGACUGGUGGAACGUCGUUCAAAGCAACGUGUUUUCGAGUGACCGGGGAAGCCACGAAUCCAGCUUCUCAGCCAGUUUACAAUGCUGACAUUUUUGGAAGAGUCUAUGAUGCUCAAGGCGAACCGGCAUUAGAUACGACCGAGAACCUCCGGAUCGAUACGCUCGCCGAAAUACCUCCCGGCAAGAGCAAGGUCUCCUUCCAGAUCACAGUUAGCGAAGAACAAGCCAAGCUUGGGCCUCUAGAGCUCAAAAAUUUCAAAGCGACAGGCUACCUUGGCAAAGUAAAUAGCAAACAGGAUCCGGUCGUCUGGAUGAUAUCGAUUUCAGCGAAUUGGACAGUGACUAAAAAGAACUUUGCAACGUUGUGUAAUUUGUGAUUUACAUCAAAACGUUAACAAAAAAACACACAUAAUUUUCGUAGUAAA
Molecule: messenger RNA, 789 nt
Organism: Selaginella moellendorffii
Lineage: Eukaryota; Viridiplantae; Streptophyta; Lycopodiopsida; Selaginellales; Selaginellaceae
Exons: 5
Coding region: 154-741 (195 amino acids)
Source: RefSeq, a predicted model, not a curated record